Molecule: messenger RNA, 900 nt
Organism: Salvia miltiorrhiza (redroot sage)
Lineage: Eukaryota; Viridiplantae; Streptophyta; Magnoliopsida; Lamiales; Lamiaceae
Exons: 1
Coding region: 1-900 (299 amino acids)
Source: RefSeq, a predicted model, not a curated record
AUGGCCCAGCGAUGGUUCCACAAUCUGAGAAAUAAUUCUAUAUACUCAUACGAUGACCUUCAUCUCAUAUUCAUGAGACAGUUUGCCAGCGCGAAGCGGGUUGGGAAAACACCAAUUUCCUUGAUGGACAUCAGGCAGGAACCACAAGAAACACUUCGGGAAUAUGUGGCACGAUUUAACACAAUCGCGUUAGACAUACCAGACGCCGAAUCUCAGAUUAAGUGGUAUGCUUUCGCUAGAGGGUUAAAACAAGGCCCGCUCUUUGAGGCACUCCAGAUCAAGCCGCCCACUAGUUUCGAAGACAUCAUGACAAUAAUACCGGGAUACCUCCAACUGGAAGACGCUAAAAUGGCAAGAAAGGCAGAGGCCGAUAAGCUCAAACCUAAGAAGCAGGACAGCGCAGACGCUGGAGAAAAAUACAUCCCGAGAAAUCCCUACCGAGGUUUACCUCCCAGGAUCCCAACAAGGGCCAUUGAAGCUGGAGCAGGCUCAUUAAUCACGGCGCAGACAGAGAAGAGGGAAGAGCGCGGGGGUUACCGAGAUGAUUUACAAAAUCCAACUCAAUGGAACCGUCACAUAGACGAAAUUUUCCAUCAGAUCAAAGAAGAGAAUUAUUUCAGAGCUCCAAAGGACUACCAACCCGGAGCCCCAGCCCCAGGCAGGAACAAUUUGUUAUGUGAAUAUCACAAUCGUUACGGUCAUCUCACCCGUGAGUACGGACAUCUGAAACAUCAGCUGGAAAAUUUGGUCAGGAAAGGGUUCCUAGAUCAAUUCAUAGAAAGACCACGAGGCUCAUAUAGAGAGAACCGUUAUGAUGAACGUAGGGAUGAAGAAAACCGUCAAAAGGAAAAAGUAAAAUACCGCAAAGCUAGAGGAAGGAGAGAAGAGAUACCUGGUUAA